Messenger RNA from Medioppia subpectinata, 722 nucleotides. The record is from the annotation of a GenBank genome assembly. NCBI's taxonomy places the organism in Eukaryota, Metazoa, Arthropoda, Arachnida, Sarcoptiformes, Oppiidae.
UGAAUAACUGAACAAAUUAGCUGACAAUAGUUGACAACAAUUAACACUCAUUUGAAUCUAACUCUACUGAGAUGUCCGAAAGCCGAGAGUUUGAUAUCGUACUGUUCGGCGCCACAGGUUUUACCGGUCAGUUCGUUGUCGAAGAGUUGGCCCGAAGUGCACAACAAGAGUCCAUCAAAUGGGCGACCAGUGGAAGGAGUCGUGAAAAGUUGGCUAAAGUGUUGACCACUGCGAGCGCCGAGACUGGUAUAGACGUGACAAACAUUGCCACCAUUGAAGCCGAUGUCCAGUCGGAAGAGUCUCUGCGAGCGAUGACCGCACGGACUAGACUUGUGUUGAAUACUGUCGGCCCGUUUCGGUUCUUCGGGGAACCAAUUAUCAAAGCGUGCGUCGAGACGGCUACUAAUCAACUGGACAUCAGCGGUGAACCGCAGUAUAUGGAGUCAAUGCAAUUGAAGUACAAUAAGAUUGCCCACCAAAAGGGUAUAUACAUUGCCGGUGCCUGUGGUUGGGGUUGUGUUGUCUGUGAUUUAGGCGUUCAGUUCCUUAAGAAGCACUUCAAUGGAGAACUCAAUUCUGUGGAAACGUUUCUUACUCUUAAGACCGGACCUAAAGGAUUGAGUACAAACUACGGCACGUGGCAGUCGGCCAUUCAUGGCUUCGCAACCAAACAUGAAUUGAAAGAUCUUCGGCGCCAACUCUAUCGGGAAGUGUUUACUAAA